Molecule: messenger RNA, 763 nt
Organism: Lolium rigidum
Lineage: Eukaryota; Viridiplantae; Streptophyta; Magnoliopsida; Poales; Poaceae
Exons: 3
Coding region: 1-471 (156 amino acids)
Biological process (GO): translation
Cellular component (GO): ribosome
Molecular function (GO): structural constituent of ribosome
Source: RefSeq, a predicted model, not a curated record
AUGCGGCGGUGGUGCUGCUCCUCCGCCGGCGGUCUCGCCCGCCGCCUCCUCUCCCCCUCCUCCACCACCGUCGUCCAUGCCCGUCCACCCCUGCCCUCCCUCCCCUUCCGCCGCCACCACUUCCACGCCCCUCUGCCCGUCAUGGCCUCGCUGUUCCACUCCGCGGCAGCCGCUUCCAUCGUCCGGCCUCCGCUGAUGGCGAUGCAGGUGCGCCAAUACGCCGUCAAGGGCAGGUCCCGCGCGCCGAUUACGCCCACCAUCUCCAAAGUCAAGAAAUACAAGAUGAAGGCCCCCUCGUCCAUGAAGUUCCGCUUCCGAACCAUGAACGACGGCCAGAUCCGCAGGUGGCACGCUGGCAAGCGCCACAAUGCGCACCAAAAGUCCAAGUCAGCAAAACGAAGACUUCGGAAGCCUGCUUUGGUGCAUUUGGCUUAUGCAAAAGUUAUAAAGAAGCUCAACUUCUCCGGCUAGGAAAUGGAGGAACGCAGGAUGGAGAUUGGCACAUGAAUCUGGUCGAUGAAUACUGACUGCCAACUUUUAUCUUCUUACAUUUGUCGUUUGAUGCAUUGCAAUCAGAUUUUGUGCUCUUAUCUGUUCACUGAUACCGAUGAGCAUUCUGCGGUAUACCAGCCGUUUGUUUUCUUCACAAUCUAGUCUAGUUGAUAAAGGCUCUCCUGUGUUGUGUUAUCUGUUAUGCACACGGAGAAGACUCACCAUAGACCGUAGUGAUGAUGGGCAGUAAAGAAACUGUAUUUUCCUUGCC